CGAAUUACAAUCAAUCCCUGCGCUUUUUAUAAAAAAUCUGACAUUUUCUUUUUUUAUAUUUUCUCUCUUAUCUCUUUUUUUAUUUUAUCAGAAAAGAAAAGAAAAAAUGAAGUCUUACACUGUGGAAGAAGUAGCUCAACAUAAUACAGCCCAAGAUAUUUGGAUUAUUGUGAAUGGAAAAGUUUUUGAUUUAACCAAGUUUAUUAAUGAACAUCCCGGUGGAAAGAAGGUGCUUUUGAAAAAAGCAGGCAAAGAUGCUUCCAAGGAAUUCAAAACCUUUCACAAUGAAGCAAUUAUGCAACGUGUAGGUCUUCCUAUGCAAAUCGGUGUCAUUGGUACCCCACAAGAAAAAGAGCAACCUAAGCCUAUUGUUGUUCAGGACAAAGUCGUACCUGUCAAACAAUCCGUCGAUAUUCAUCAACUUGUAUCUGGAGAUCAUGCCAAAUUUGGUGAAGGUAUUCCCUAUGGCGAUCCAACUUGGUAUCAAGAGUGGAACAGCCCUUAUUAUAAUGAAUCUCAUAUCAAACUCCGUAAAGAAAUCCGUGAAUUUGUUGAUAAGGAAGUCAUGCCUUUCUGUCAUGAAUGGAGUGAAGCCAAAGCCAUUCCUCGUGCCAUCGUAAAACGUGCUGCCGAAAUGGGUCUCUUGAACGCAGUUUCUGGUGCUGCUAAAAACCCCAAGAACGCCUCUCUCAUGACCUACCCUUUACCAGGCGGUAUCAAGCCUGAAGAUUUUGAUAUCUUUCAUGAAUUUGUCUGUGUUGACGAAAUCGCUCGUUGUGGUUCUGGUGGCUUUAUCUGGGCUCUCUCGGGUGGUUUAGGCAUUGGUUUACCUCCCGUGUUAAAUUUCGCGACCAAGGAAAUCAGAGAAAAGGUCGUACCUGGCUGUCUUGCCGGUGAUAAGUUUAUUGCUUUGGCUAUCACUGAACCUUCCGCUGGAUCCGAUGUCGCUAAUUUAAAGACAACCGCUGUGGAUAUGGGAGAUCAUUACAUCUUGAACGGUGAAAAGAAGUGGAUCACCCAAGGUGCUUAUGCAGAUUAUUAUACCGUUGCUUGUCGUACCGGUGGUCAAGGCAUGGGUGGUGUCUCACUCUUGUUGGUCGAACGUACCAUGCCCGGUGUCACUGCUCGUUACAUGGAUACUCAAGGCAUGUGGGGAUCUGGCACGAGUUAUAUCACCUUUGAAGACGUCAAAGUACCCAAGGGUCAUAUCAUUGGUAAGGUCAACCAAGGUUUCAAGUACAUCAUGCACAACUUCAAUCAUGAGCGUAUCGGUAUUAUUAUGCAAGCCAACCGUCUCGCGCGUGUCUGUAUUGAAGAAUCAUUAAAGUACUCCAUGAAGAGAAAGACAUUUGGUGUGAGUUUGAUUGAACACGCUGUGAUUCGAAAUAAAUUUGGUCACAUGAUCCGUCAAUGUGAAUCCACACAUGCCUGGUUAGAAAGUGUUUUAUAUCAAUUGCAUACCCAACCUGAAAAGGUGACACCCAACCUUUUGGCAGGACCUGUUGCCCUGCUAAAGGCACAAGCGACACAAACCUUUGAAUAUUGUGCUCGUGAAGCAGCUCAGAUCUUUGGUGGGUUGGCCUAUACGCGUGGUGGACAAGGUGAAAAGGUGGAACGCUUAUACAGAGAAGUCAGAGCUUAUGCCAUUCCUGGUGGUUCUGAAGAAAUCAUGUUGGAUUUAGGUGUCCGACAAGCAUUAAAGCAAGCUUUAGAGGCUUCUAAACCCAAAUUAUAAACUAACACCUUGAUAAUGUACCCCUUAUUUCUCAC
Messenger RNA from Mucor mucedo, 1770 nucleotides. Its product is annotated as acyl-CoA dehydrogenase/oxidase. NCBI's taxonomy places the organism in Eukaryota, Fungi, Mucoromycota, Mucoromycetes, Mucorales, Mucoraceae. Bases 107 to 1735 code for a protein of 542 amino acids. The record is from RefSeq and is a predicted model, not a curated record. Gene Ontology annotation, molecular function: heme binding; flavin adenine dinucleotide binding; oxidoreductase activity, acting on the CH-CH group of donors. The transcript has 7 exons.